Messenger RNA from Staurois parvus, 795 nucleotides. NCBI's taxonomy places the organism in Eukaryota, Metazoa, Chordata, Amphibia, Anura, Ranidae. The record is from the annotation of a GenBank genome assembly.
AUGCACCAUGGCAACAUGAAAUUCAAGCAGAAGCAAAGAGAAGAGCAGGCUGAGCCUGAUGGCACAGAAGUUGCUGAUAAAAUUGCCUACUUGAUGGGACUGAAUUCUGCUGAUUUGCUGAAGGCUCUCUGCUACCCCAGGGUCAAAGUCGGCAAUGAGUUUGUCACUAAAGGACAAACCGUCCAACAGGUAAACAAUGCCGUUGGUGCCCUCAGCAAGUCUGUUUAUGAGAAACUCUUCUUGUGGAUGGUCAUCCGUAUUAACCAACAGCUGGAUACCAAAAUGCCAAGACAGUACUUUAUUGGUGUACUGGAUAUUGCUGGAUUUGAGAUCUUUGAUUUCAACAGCUUGGAGCAACUUUGCAUUAACUUCACCAAUGAGAAACUGCAACAGUUCUUUAACCACCAUAUGUUUGUCCUGGAACAAGAGGAGUACAAGAAGGAAGGAAUUGAUUGGGAGUUUAUUGACUUUGGUAUGGAUCUGGCUGCCUGUAUUGAGCUUAUUGAGAAGCCAAUGGGCAUCUUCUCAAUCCUGGAAGAGGAGUGCAUGUUCCCCAAGGCUACUGACACUUCCUUCAAGAACAAGCUCUAUGAUCAACAUCUGGGCAAGUGCAAGAACUUUGAGAAGCCCAAGCCUAGCAAAGGAAAAGCUGAAGCCCACUUCUCUCUGGUGCACUAUGCUGGCACUGUGGAUUACAACAUCAGCGGCUGGCUGGACAAGAACAAGGACCCACUGAAUGAGACUGUUGUUGGCCUCUACCAGAAGUCUUCAGUGAAGCUCCUUGCCUUACUUUAC